Ctenopharyngodon idella (grass carp) is the source of this 720-nucleotide messenger RNA. RefSeq names its product glyoxalase domain containing 5 (gene glod5). The transcript has 4 exons. The record is from RefSeq and is a predicted model, not a curated record. NCBI's taxonomy places the organism in Eukaryota, Metazoa, Chordata, Actinopteri, Cypriniformes, Xenocyprididae. Bases 143 to 628 code for a protein of 161 amino acids.
CGAUGGCGUGUGUAAUAGAGUGAUUACGGCAAGGUGUCUGUUGCUUCUUAUUCUCCAGUUAGACUUGCUUCUAUGAUUUUGUUGUUCCAGACAGGUUAGAACAGGUGAUAUCGUGAGUGACAUUAGACUUUUCACUGUUAAAAUGGCUCUACGCGUUUGCAGUACUUUUCUGCGUUCUUACUCGACCCACGGCAAGUCAGUUCUCAGUGGGCUCUCAUCAGUCCGAUUCAGAAGUUCCUGUCCAGUUCACAUUAGUCAUCUGGACCACCUGGUGCUCACUGUUCGGGACCUGAACAAAACCACUCAUUUUUACUCCACGGUUUUGGGAAUGGAAGUCGUCACUUUUAAGGGUGACCGUAAAGCUUUGAGUUUUGGAGAGCAAAAAAUCAACCUGCAUCAGGUUGGGAAGGAGUUUGAGCCUAAAGCCAAUGCCCCAACACCAGGAUCUGCUGACUUGUGCCUUAUCACCAAAACCCCUCUGACAACUGUUGCUUCCCAUCUCAAGGCAUGUGGAGUGAAAAUAGAGGAGGGCCCAGUUGACAGGACUGGCGCUGUGGGUCCCAUCAGUUCCCUCUAUUUUCGUGACCCUGACCACAACUUGAUUGAAGUGUCCAAUUACCAACAAUAGACAGAAGGAGGCGCUGUAUCAUUGCCUGAAGAUGAAUAUAAAUCGCUCUGUAAUUUGAUGUUUUAAUAAAUGUAUUAAAUAACUCUCACUUA